Messenger RNA from Oryza sativa Japonica Group (Japanese rice), 2844 nucleotides. RefSeq lists its product as uncharacterized. The record is from RefSeq and is a predicted model, not a curated record. NCBI's taxonomy places the organism in Eukaryota, Viridiplantae, Streptophyta, Magnoliopsida, Poales, Poaceae.
UUUCCGACCUCACCUUGCUUUUUGAUCAGCGUGACGCUGCUGCAUCUUGUUGGGAACUUUUCCUCUCCUCUCCUCUCCUCUCUCUCUCUCUCCUCUUCCCGAAAGAAAUAAAACCAAGCGGCGCCGAAGGAAAGGCGAGCGCCAGGGCCAUGCCCCAAAUCGAUCUCGCCUCGAGCUCGAGGCCCUCGCGCCCGCGGAUUCCAGCCGAUUGAAUCCCCCCCACCCCUAACCCCGUUCUCUCGGUGCUCUGCUCGUUAUAAGCGGGUGGCCUUUAGCCCUAGGUUUUUUGUUCGAUUGGGAUUUUAUAUAUCCCGCUUGGUUGGGGGGGGGGGGGAUCGGAUUUUUCGUUUCGGUGCCGCGAGGUGCCGGGGGGGUUUCCUCGAUUCUGGCGCGGUUUUGCUUAGAGGAAUUCCGGAUUUCUUAGCGGAAUUCUGAUUUCCGGGCUGUUGCGAGGUGCAUCUACCAGCCAUGGCGCCGGCGCCGGCCGUGGAUGCGGAGGGGGAGUGUGGCGGGGGGAAGAGCCACAACACCCUCAAGCCCGACGGUGUUCGUGUAGCUGCAGCCUCUACCACCCUGGACUCCUCGGAUAGCCAUGGUCCAGCCGCUGAUGUUCAGGGCGGGGGUGGCUCCGGCGAGAGGUUGGACUCCUCCGACGGCGAGGGACGAGCCACGGAUGUUCAGGGCAGGAGCAGCGCCGGGGAGAGCCUGGUGGUGAAAUCCGAGCACGCGUGCGCGGCGGAUGACCCCGUGGGUGACGGUGCCCUUCUCGCCCCUGCCAACAAGCCUACUGGCGCGGACCCUUUGGCGGUAGCAUCCUCCUCGCAUGACAUCGAUGCGGCGAGUGCUGAUCCCGCAAACGACGAGGAAGACGGGGACACCACGGAAUGCUCGAGUUCAUUUGGGAACUCUUGCUGCGAGACCGAUGAUGAGGCUGACCAUGGUGGUUCGGAAGUGGAUUCUCCAUUUUCGGAGAAUGCUGAUGGUGUUCAAGCAUUGAUUCGGCCUAGAAAGAAAAAGGUAACUGCUGAGUGGAGGAGUGCUGUCCGCCCAAUGAUGUGGAGAUGUCAGUGGUUAGAGUUGCGCAUGAAGGACCUUUUAUCUCAAGUGUCGAAGUAUGACCGAGAGCUUGCUCUAAUCAACAAAGGAAAAGAAUUGCAGCAGGCAGUAAACAUGACAAAUGGUUCUAGGUCAGAAUCAGCACAGUCUUCCAAAAGCCGUGAAAAUAGUUGUAUGGAGAGGCGAAAGAGGAGAAGACUUGAAGAAACUGUGAAUACCUCAUUGUACAUCAAGAAGCACGAGAUAUUGUCAUACUUCUUUGAUAAACAGAAUAAGGGUGCUGAAACAGAUGGCAUCUUAAUUGAUGACGAUAGCAGUGGCCCAGUUGGCAAUGAUGUUAAAGGUGGGAUCCAUACUGUUGGGUUGCUUGAGCCCAAGGAAUAUGAUAUGGUUGCGGAGCAACUCACACUGCAGAAAUUUCUUUUGACAAUUGAUGGUAUUCGGUCCCAAGUUCUUCGGCUACAAGAUCGUCUCAGUAAGGUUCGUUCAAAACAAGAAAACAUGGUUUCCUUGGUGGACCAUGCCCAUAUCAAGGUGUCUGAGAAGAGGCUAAGGACUCAAAAACGGUCAUUCUCAUAUAAGAAAGAUAGAUAUAGUAAAUCAAAGAAAAAGAAGAAUCUAAACAUUUUAUCGAAGGAAGAGGAUAAACCAGCUCAUGCAGUAAUAUCUACUUUGUCUAAGAGGGCACCAGAUUGCCAAACAGAAGUUACAAUGUACAGUAGCGAAGAAAAAAGUGGAGAGAGGUGCCAGUCACAUAAGAAAGCCAUCACUGUGGAUUUACUCCUUCCAAAUGGUCAUAUGGGAGAUUUGUGCAAAGACAAUGAUGACGUCCUCAUAGACAAUCAAGCAGCCAAUGAAGGAUACCAGCCAUUUGAGAACGCCAAGCAGCCGAUGGAUAAAUCAUUAGAACUAACAGAGAAGGUCUGUGAAACUGCUAAUUUGAGAGUUGGAAGUAACUCUUCCCCUGUUGAAGUCACAAGCACUUCAGCUCCAUUCAGAGUUGAGAACGCUUCUGUUUCCCUGGAAGCCAGGAGUACGCCUGGUCAAGUGGUGAAGCAAGAACCGGUUUUUGAAAAACCACCAGCUUUGAAGCAUGUCUACUCUGGAAAGAGGAGGCGAAAACUUAAAAUGAAGGAGGGUAGUGGUCCUGUAUCUGGAUUGACCCAGAGUAAAGAGGCCUCUAAAACACCUGCUACAAAGAAGAAAACUGAGAGCACAUCCCCAGCUGCAAAAAAGCUGAAAAUUGAGGAGACCACAGCCCCAGAUGAAGGGAAGAAAGCUGUGAAGACUCACUCAACUGGAAAGAAGCGAAAAGCUGGAAAGUCAUGCUCAUCUACCAAGAAUCAGGAAGCUGAGAAUUCAUCCUGUGCUGCAAGGAAGGAUAUAAGCGAAAGCACCCCCUCCAAACCGAGGAUUGAAAAGGCAGUCUUGGUGGCGGUGAAUAGCCGGAGAAGUCAGAGGGUCCGGAAGCCGAAAAUUUACUGAAACAAAGCAGUCUCUCCAAUUUCAGGAUUGUGUAUGUAUCACAGACGCGUCUUUUUAUGUUUUCCGUGCUGCUGAAAUUUAUUUCUAUACGUUAUUAUGUGCUCGCCAUGUAAGUUAGUGUAUAUAUCAGCUUGUCUAGAUAAAGAGGGUUCGUAAUGGUUUAGCCAUACCUUUUUCUUUUGGGCUGCCAGACUAAAUAGUACAGUUAUCUUGUGCUGUCUAAAGGAAAUGUCGUGUUUGAUACUGUUCAUGUUGUGCUUGUACUGCAAAGAUGGCUGCAGCCAAGAUGGCACUAUUUCGAUA